This is a messenger RNA of Branchiostoma belcheri (Belcher's lancelet), 1755 nucleotides long. RefSeq lists its product as uncharacterized. The record is from RefSeq and is a predicted model, not a curated record. The coding region runs from base 17 to 1699 and encodes 560 amino acids. Gene Ontology annotation, molecular function: protein binding. Lineage: Eukaryota; Metazoa; Chordata; Leptocardii; Amphioxiformes; Branchiostomatidae. The transcript has 2 exons.
GAAGUCAGUGACCACCAUGGCGCAAAACAAGGCACUGCUGUACCUCCUACUCCUGGUUUCUAAUCAGCUACUGCUCGUGUCGGCGCCAGCUUUACAGUGCCCUGACAGCUGUAGCUCCCAAACCCCACAUAUGUAUAAAAGAGUCAUCUGUCGCUGUCCAGAUAAAAACUGGGCGGGUUCCCCCUGCAGCUGGAUUGGGUACGGAGGAACGUACAGCUUCCCUGCAUGUCUUGAUGCCAUACCAACUGGCUUUGUCAAAGCCACGCGAUCGAUCUUCAUCAAGCAUCUCCGUUCCUCUACCAUUUCGGAGCGGUCUUUCCCCAACGGCCUAGGAGUUCAGUACCUUUGGAUCCGGGAGUCCAACGUGUCCACGGUGCAGCCAGGGGCUUUCCAAGGUCUGACAUUGGUGAAAGACCUUUCCCUCAGCGACAACCGUAUCUCCAGUCUUGAACCCGAUACCUUCCUUGGGCUUGAGAGGGUAACAAACCUGAACCUUCAUAGGAACACCAUUUCCGUCAUAUCCCAGCAUGCAUUCCGAGGCCUACCUCUCCUUGAGAGGUUGAAGUUGAACGAGAACCGCCUGCGCUCCGUGCCCGUCGACGCACUCCUGCCGCUUACGGCACUGAAGUUAGCACAGCUUAGCAGAAACCACAUCACCAUGAUCGACAGCCAAGUCCUGCGUCUGAGCCACAACCAGGCCCUGUGGCUUUUCCUCGAAAAAAACAAGCUGAAGUGUGACGCGAAUCUCACCUGGUUCAUCUGUCAUCUGCCAGAGUUGGAUCACAUCUUUGGCCGUGACUACCUGAGGUGUGCGUCGCCUGCCAACCUGAGCGGAAUUCUGCUUGCCACCGUGAGGAAGGACAUCAGAUUGGGGAGAUGUGACGAAAAGCCCACCACAACAGGUCCGCAUACCCACCACACCAGUCAUCUGUACAAUGACACCAUUCCCACAGAAAUGCCAUGCACAAACGCCACAACCGAGUACCAGGCCACAACCGGGACUGACAUUGUCACUCGUCCAAGUUUUGGCCCAAUCCUCCCCGAGGAAGAUGACAGUUACCACGUCAAUGCCGUCAUCCUGGCUGUUGCUGUGCCCCUCCUCAUGGUGUUGGCAUGGGUGGUUGUCGUCUGCUUGUACGAACGUUGUCACGACACAGGUCUGGCCCCUCACAACGCUCCUGCUGAAACAGAUGGAAACUCCACCCCUUCGGACAGAGACUCAGUCACAGGCGAACGACCGAGUCCUGUUGAGGACCAGACAUCAGAGGGCAACAAUGACAUUGAGCCGUACGCUGUGUCAUACAUGGAUGUGUCGGGGAAGGGAAAAAACGGCAAGCUUGCGCCGUACGCAACAACUUCAUUUGCUAACAUCAAGCCAAAAGAACCAGACAACGAUGACAUCCAGCCAGUUGAAGACAACGAUGACAUUGAGCCAUACGCGGUGUCAUACAUGGAUGUGUCUGGGAAAGGGAAAAACGGCAAGCUUGCGCCUUACGCAACAACUUCCUUUGCUAAUAUCCAACCAAAGGAACCAGACAAUGAUGACAUCCAGCCAACGGAACCAGACACCAAUGACAUUGAGCCGUACGCUGUGUCAUACAUGGAUGUGUCUGGGAAGGGAAAAACGGCAAGCUUGCGCCGUAUGCAACGACCCUCAUUAAUGAAGACCCAGGGCCUCAGCUUCAGCCGUAUUCCGUGACCCACGAUGAAGACCCAGGGCCUCAGCUUCAGCCGUAUUCCGUGACCCACGAUGAA